This is a messenger RNA of Passer domesticus (house sparrow), 1907 nucleotides long. It is a transcript of the gene SENP2, whose product is annotated as SUMO specific peptidase 2. The coding region runs from base 16 to 1767 and encodes 583 amino acids. Gene Ontology annotation, molecular function: deSUMOylase activity. Gene Ontology annotation, cellular component: nucleus. The transcript is spliced from 17 exons. The record is from RefSeq and is a predicted model, not a curated record. Lineage: Eukaryota; Metazoa; Chordata; Aves; Passeriformes; Passeridae. Gene Ontology annotation, biological process: proteolysis; protein desumoylation.
AAGUGCGCGCGGUCCAUGUACCAAUGGCUGCUCGCGCUGCUCCGCGCCCUCCGCGCCGCCGCCCGCCCGGCCCCGGCCCCGGCGCUCGCCCGCAGCCCGCAGCCGCCGGCCCGGAAGAAACCGGCCCCCAGGUCAGCCCUGCCCGGCUCUGGGAGCGCCCUGACCCGCGCCAGUGUUCUGUCACCUGUGGAAGAUCCUGAGGAGAUCCCUGCAAAGAGACUGAAAACAGAAUGGGUCUCUGGGGCUAGCAAGGAGCCUGAAGAGGUUUCUGUGGCUGCCAAGUUGUCACCUAAGGCAACAAGCAGAAGCCAGGAGACUAAGGAGAGAGAUGACUUCUUCUCUGAGUCUGAAGAUGAGGUUGUGUACAUUUCUUCUGGCUCUUCAUUUAUAGCAUCUGCAGAGGAUGAGGACACAACAGAACCUGACGAAAUGCCUUGUGACACCAACCUGUGCUUGACUGAGGAAACACCAUCCUCUCUUUUUAAGAGAGUUCCAUAUCUGAGCCUGAGCAGGAACAAUCACAUCCGAGCUGCUCCGGAGAGCCCUGUCACACCCAGGCCCCCCAUUAAGGAGCCAGGUCCCAACUCUGCAGGACUCAGUGGCACCAGGAGGCCUUUGUGUGCUGCUGAAGAGGAUGUUCAGCAAGCAGAAAAUAAGAAAUACAAAGAGCUCUUGAGUCUGUUCAAGAAAAACUAUUCUGGAAGACUUACUUCUCCACGGCCAGCAAGACUUAACAAAGUUCAAACCAAGGAACCAGGGAUGACUGGGAGUCCCCUGAAAGAGCAAAAACCCAGAGGUGCCUCUCCACCUGUGCCAGCAAGGACCAGUGUCAAACAUGGGGAUGUUUUCAGCCCCCAGCUGCCUCAGAGAGGUGUCAUGAUCAGCUAUUACACACCACCAGAAGACUCUCGUGGACAGGGAAAACGAGAGAAACGAGCUGCUUCAGUGGGCCAGCGUGAAGCUGAAGUCCCCCAGAGAAAGUUAUUCCAGUUCCACGUGACACCUGUCCUGUCCAAGGACCUCUUCUUUGUGGACAGUGAGCCACUGCCAUGCCUAGAAAAGCCAGGAGAUGAUCUGGCUCCACUGACAGAGGCCAUGGAGAGUGAGAUCUCUGCUGCCUUUGACACUGGUGAGCCUGAGGACAUCCUGAGCAGGGCCUUCAAGCUCACUGUCACCCGUGAGGACAUCUGCACCCUGCAGCCCCUGGGCUGGCUCAACGACAGGAUCAUGAAUUUCUACAUGAGUCUUCUGGUGGAAAGAAGCAAGAAGGAAGGAUAUCCAGCAGUCUAUGCUUUUAAUACCUUCUUUUAUUCCAAGCUAAGCUCUACAAGCCACAAGGGAGUAAAGAAAUGGACCAAAGGUGUGGAUAUCUUUGAGCACGAUGUCAUCUUGGUGCCUGUUCACCUCAGAGUUCACUGGACACUGCUGGUCAUAGACCUCCGAGAGAAAACCAUCAAAUACUUUGACUCCUUGGGACAGAAAGGAGACCACAUUUGUAGAACUGUCUUAAAAUACCUAGAAGAGGAAAGCAGGGAAAAAAGAAACAUUGAAUUGACUGCUUCUGAGUGGACCCUUCGCAGCAUGGGCACAGAGGAAAUCCCUCAACAAAAUAAUGGAAGUGACUGUGGAGUUUUUGUUUGCAAAUUUGGCGAUUUCAUCUCCAGAGACAAACCCAUCAUCUUCACCCCGGAACACAUGCCUUAUUUCCGCAGGAAGAUGGUGUGGGAAAUAAUCCAUCAGCAGCUGCUGGGUGACAUGCACUGUUAGAAAAACACUGUUCUGUAAAAGAGUAGUAUUUAUUUCUUAUUGUUUAGGUGAGAUAAGAUAAAUAUUAACUUAUGUAAGAGCCUUAUUGUAUGGGAAGGUUACUUGUUAAUAGAGUAAUUUAUUUUUUAAUUGAAAACUGA